Esox lucius (northern pike) is the source of this 6384-nucleotide messenger RNA. It is a transcript of the gene adam12a, whose product is annotated as disintegrin and metalloproteinase domain-containing protein 12. The transcript is spliced from 23 exons. Gene Ontology annotation, molecular function: metalloendopeptidase activity. The record is from RefSeq and is a predicted model, not a curated record. Lineage: Eukaryota; Metazoa; Chordata; Actinopteri; Esociformes; Esocidae. Gene Ontology annotation, biological process: proteolysis. Bases 344 to 3472 code for a protein of 1042 amino acids.
AGUUGUGAAAACAUAAUCAUCGAACACCCAUUUCAACGCCUUGGCUCUUCUUUUUGCUCAUUCACAGGUCCAAUUAUUGGACUUCACCAAAGCAAUUUUAACAUGAUGCGCUUUUGACAUCGUUGGAUGAAAAGUCUUUGACAGGGUAGGCGGAGGUUGGAGAGUAUUGGGGGAAGUCUGGGAAGGAUUUCCUAACGGUCUCUCUAUCCUCAUACUUGAUCAUAUUUCAGGAAGUAAUUUGUGUGUUAUACAUCAGCUGUUCCACUGUAACCAGGCUAUAUUAUGGUAGUGCUGCCGUGAGGCUGUUUCAUCGACCCGACACGUUCAUCGCCUGUCGGGCACCAUGACCUACCAACGGACCUACGGCAGUCAGAAGUUUACUGUGAUUUGGAUAGCGCUUCAAGCCCUGUCAAUCACAAUUAGCCGCUGUGAAGAUGUGCGCCCUAACAAGAACCUUGAAGGGAAUAUCUUUAUUUCAACCAAUCAACAGAGGUCUACAGCCAAGCAGAAACGCUAUGAGACAACAUUACCUCUCUUAUUGGUUGGAGAAGAAUGGCGACCAAUAUCUCUGCUCCAAUCCAAGAACCACCCGGAUUCUCUGAAGGUGCUGAUUGAAGCGGAUGGGGAGCAUCUGCUUCUGGCUCUGGAGAAAAACCACGGGCUGUUUGCAAGUCACUACACGGAACAGCACUUCCUGGAAGAUGGCAGUGUGGUCAACGGAUCUGACAACUGUACGGUGAACUGCUACUACCAUGGAGAGGUUCAGGGGCAUGUCCAUUCUGAUGUCAUCCUCAGUACCUGCUCUGGUCUCAGGGGCUUCAUCUCACUUGAAAAUGAAUCGUUUAUUUUGGAGCCACCGGCAGAUCCCUCUGCUGGAUCUCUCCACAGGAUCUACAGAGCAGAACAAAUCAAACUCACCUCUGGGACCUGUGGUCAUGAUUUCAACAUAUCGUGGCCUCCUGGAGACAACCACAGCCAAUCAGACAGCCCCUUCCGGGUCUUCAACACCCGGCACAGGAGACAAGCCCAGAGUGCCACCCAGUAUGUGGAGUUGAUCAUCGUCGCUGAUAACAGAGAGUUCCAGAAACAAGGGAAGGACGUUGGAAAGGUCAAACAGAGGCUGGCUGAGAUAGCCAACUACGUUGACAAGUUCUAUCGUGCCCUGAACAUCCGUGUGGCGUUGGUUGGGUUGGAAGUGUGGAGCGACCAGGACAAGUGUCCUGUCACCCAGGAUCCUUUCACCACCCUACAUGAGUUCCUGGACUGGAGGAAGCUCAAACUGCUGCCCACCAGGCCUCAUGAUAACGCGCAGCUAGUCAGCGGGGUGUACUUUCAGGGCACCACCAUUGGCAUGGCGCCCAUUAUGAGCAUGUGUACAGCGGAGCAGUCAGGGGGCAUCGUCAUGGACCAUUCAGACAACCCACUCGGAGCCGCUGUGACUCUGGCCCAUGAACUGGGCCACAACUUUGGGAUGAACCAUGACACCCCGGAGCGGGGCUGUGGUUGCCGGGUGACGUCGGACCGCGGAGGCUGCAUCAUGACCCCGUCCACAGGGUACCCAUUCCCUACCGUGUUCAGCUCUUGUAGUAAGAAGGAUCUAGUGGCCAGCCUGGAGAAGGGGGUGGGCAUGUGUCUCUUCAAUAUGCCUGAGGUCAAGGUUCUCUACGGGGGGCAGAAGUGUGGCAAUGGAUACGUGGAGGAAGGGGAGGAGUGUGACUGCGGAGAACUAGAGGAGUGUCUGAACCCUUGCUGCAACGCGACAACCUGCUCCCUGAAGGCAGAGGCGGUGUGUGCCCACGGGCAGUGCUGCCAUGAGUGCCAGCUGAAGCCGGCCGGGACCCCGUGUCGGGAUUCCAGCAACUCGUGCGACCUGCCCGAGUUCUGCACCGGCGCCAGCCCUCACUGCCCCGGCAACGUGUACCUGCACGACGGGCACGCCUGUCACAACGUGGACGGGCACUGCUACAACGGGAUCUGCCAGACUCACGAGCAGCAGUGCAUCACUCUCUGGGGGCAGGGAGCUAAGCCUGCGCCGGGGAUCUGUUUUGAAAGAGUCAAUUCUGCAGGAGAUCCCUAUGGGAACUGUGGAAAGGAUUCCAAGGGAUCCUUUGCUAAGUGUGAAGCUCCUGAUGCAAAAUGUGGAAAAAUACAGUGUCAAGGAGGGGCCAACCGGCCAGUGAUAGGCACAAACGCUGUCUCAAUAGAAACCAACAUACCCCUCCAGGAGGGGGGGCGCAUCCUGUGUCGGGGAACCCACGUAUACCUGGGGGACGACAUGCCCGACCCUGGCCUCGUCAUGGCUGGGACCAAGUGUGGCAAUGCCAUGAUGUGUCUGAAUCGCCAGUGCCAGAACGUCAGUGUCUUUGGGGUGAACGAGUGCUCUGGGAAGUGCAGCGGUCGCGGGGUGUGUAACAACAAUAAGAACUGCCACUGUGAACCUCACUGGGCUCCUCCGUUCUGUGACAAGGCGGGCUUCGGGGGGAGCGUGGACAGUGGGCCUAUGAGGCUGGCAGACCACGGCGGCGUGGCGGUUGGGGUUCUGGUGGCGGUACUGCCCUUCCUGGGGGCUGGACUCAUCGUCUGUGUCAAGAGGAAAACUCUGGGGGGUCUGCUUUUCACCAACCGGAAGAACGCCAUGGAAAAACUCAGGUCAGUAGGAACUAACAGGCCGUCCUGUCCAGCUCAGAGCCCGGCCCAGUCCGUUUACAGGGUGUCUCCACCACGCAAGCCUACCAACCUGCCACAGACACACAACACCGGCAUCUUCAAGCCUCCUCAUCACCUCCUCCCUCCUGGACAACUCUACCCCUCCCCAGGGGUCCCAUGCCCCUCCCACAGCCUGUGCCACCUACCCCAGUGCCCCCCUGUUCACCUCAGCCCCCCCAUGCCCCUGCCUCUGACACCCACACCUGGUCCAGGACAGCCCAGACCCCCAGCCCCUCCUCCUCAUCGGGCCCCGCCUCCACAAACCCAGGCUCCGCCCAGAGGGGCGUCGUUCCGCAGCGCGCCACAGCGCCGUAACUCCUGCAGGAUGGUCACGGAGUUAGAGAAGCCUAGUCCACCUCAGAAGCCUCUACCUGCUGACCCCCUAAACAGAAGUACCCAGAAGCCUCUGCCUGCUGACCCCCUGGCCAGGAGUACCCAGAAGCCUCUGCCUGCUGACCCCCUGGCCAGGAGUACCCAGAAGCCUCUGCCUGCUGACCCCCUGGCCAGGAGUACCCAGAAGCCUCUGCCUGCUGACCCCCUGGCCGGGACUACCCAGAAGCCUCUGCCAGCCAACCCUAACCCCCAGGGAAGGAGUGCUCGUCUGACGCGCACCCCCACAACAAUCGGUCUCCCCGUUCCUGUCCCAAUGCCCGGUAUCACCAGGCCUCUGAAACCUGCCCCCCCCCACCACAACAGGUCUGCUCCUCAGCAGCCCCCGACGCUACCGAAGCCUCGCAUGGUGGUUCACGCCAAGUUCACCAGCUGAGGUCAGCCGGACCAAACUGAAGGGAAGUCCUCUUGAGGAGACGAUAAAUACAUUUGAUCAUUUGCACUAGGAAACUCUUAAAAACCUUAAGAAAAGUCUCUGAGUUUCAAAUAAGGGGGACAGAUGGUCGGCACGCUGGUCUCCCUUGGUGCUCUGAUUUCAGAACGGUGCUUUAGGUCUGAGCUCAGGUACAUGUAUGUCAAGUAUUUAUGUUUUGUGUAUUUAUUAAUGAGUCAUCACACAGUGCAAUGUGCCUGCCACUUUGAAUCACAGUAGCGUUUGGGAUUUCAUGUUAUUGUUUUCUUGUCGUUGUUGUUCUGCUGUUUGCCAUGUUUUAUAUCAGUCACAUCAGCAGAUUUGAGCCUGUUUUAAUGGGCAGACAAGGAAAAGGGAAACAGUACAAGACAAAGACCUAGUCUCUGGAGAUCUGCGAAGUUGUAAUCCACCGUGCGAGAUAUUUUUUAACUGGAUGUAAAAUAAAGGGAAACCAUUGAAUAGGGAGAACGCCACACUCUAUAUCGACCGACCCUAAUGACUGACAGAAAUGACUGAUGGAAGGACUCGCAUAGCACAGCAAGUGUCGGUGGACCAUGUUCCCACGACAUAACAUUUGCCCUCGUUCCCACGCCAACAACCUCUGGCUGCGAGCCCUUGGACAUCACAGGUCCAGUUCGUUUAGUUGUGAGGGCUGAAGAGAGGUUCUUAGUGCACGACAUCUGACCCAGGAGCAAUGGAAACACUCGGUAUAGCGCCGCUGUGCUCGUGAACACAGCUGAGAUCCACGUACAACUGCUGGGCGAUAUAAGAGAACAGCGUUAGCGGAGAGGACUGUCCAGGCUACAGUCUGGUUUGUUUCGCUCGGUCCAGGGCAGGGGAACCAGGACCUGGACCCAGGUUGCCAUUUCGAAAGUCAACGGUGUUGACAAAGGCUGGUACUCAUUCAAACCUGUCAUUCAAAUAUUCAAGCACUUCUGAAUCUGAAAAAGUACAAGCAUAUCUGUCAUCCUGGCAGCAGACAAUUGUAUAUCUUUGUUGGUGUGUUGUAUUCAUUUCUCCAUUGCAAAAGAGCCACUGCGUAAAACACUGCAGUGCGGUUUGGAUUUUGUUAUAACGACUUCGGGGGAAGAGCGCGACGGGCACGGGACUGUGACCCGCGGGUCACGCGUGAAACACGUCAGCACUCCGUCAUCCUUCAUCCCAAACUAAACCGGACCGAAGGGAGAAUGGUGGAGAACUGGAUUCAGAGAGCUACACAUGAAGGCCUCCGUGAAACACUCUGGGUUCAUCAAAAGGCCACCGUCACGCUUUCCUAAACGAUUAGCUGGAGCAGAACAACCUGUACAUUCAGGAGGGGUCAACAUUGGAUGGGUUCGCACUCAGAAGGAUACAGCUUUCUUCAUUUUCUUUCUGAUGCAUCAGGACAGAUGCUUCCUCCCUGCAGCCCCCGGUGGUAUGAAAGCCCUCUGAAAUAGAAGGAAACCGGCAGGCCCUGGGGCAUCGAUCCCAAAGGAGCCACCGCGGCACAACUCUGAGACAGAUCCCUCAGAAAGGCCUGAGUCAGUGGGGGUUCAGCUCUUACCCCUAGGCGCUCCAAAGCCCGUCCGUGUUCUGUUUUACCUGAGCACCCACCCAGAUCUAUCCCCGCUGUCGGAGAAGAGAAGUAAAAGCAGUGGAUAUUUCUCAGUGUCGGGUUGAAGGUGCUUAGUGUCUCCUUCUGGACCUCUAGUCUGUCUGGAUGGACUGGUGGUAACUUUGAGAAACCCAUUUACCUGGAGCUGUGAGGAACAUCAAACUCACUAGAAAAUUACACAAACCUAAACCAUACAGCUACUAAAUUUUACUAAAAAGUAACCCGUAGGAACCUCUUCAGGACGUGAGAGAACCAUUUACUUGCCAAUGAAAUUAUUUGUGAGCUGUUACUCAUCGUGAAACAAAUUUAACCAGUUGUUUACUUGACUGUGAUUGGGUGUUACCACUGAGCCAAUACUGGACUCUGAUUGGGUGUUGCCACUGAGCCAACACUGGACUCUGAUUGGGUGUUUACACUGAGCCAACACUGGUUUGAUUGUGUAUUAUGCAAGGCAGGGGCCAGGUUCAGCAGCCAGAUGUUGAUAGCUGUCCGACCAAUGGAGCUGACGAUUCCUUAUUCUGCGUGUCAGACAGAGAUGUUUAUUUCAUCUGAACGUCCUGAAAGGCUGCUCCCUUUUGAAGCAGUUUUUUUAUUUGCCAUUGUGCUUAUGCGCUACAAUGAGUGCAUCCUUCAGCCUGCACCAGGCUUAAAACUCCAACCAUGUUAUUACACAGUUAUUUCCCAAGUCAUUAGCCAUUGCAAAACUCCAGCCAUGCUAUUACACAGUUAUUACCCAGACUAAGAUACAGUUAUACAAGUCCCAAUAUGAUAAUACACAAUUCUUAUUUUAGAAGUCCUGACACAUCUUUGUCCUGUCUUUCAUAACAACACUCGCAGUAUGUAUGAGUAUGUUUUAUACUACAUUAUUUUAUGUUUUCAUUACAGUGUUAAGAUCUUUGACAGUAUUGUUGACAGUAUUGUUUUUCUAUACACUGUGCACAUUUUUGUUUAAGCACACUACAAAUCAAAACCAGAUGUUUUUGUUAAUGUCUAUAUAGUAUUUCAUUUCUAUGCUUUGGGAGGCUGAAAUCAAUUGUUUCAUAAUCACUUAUGCAAUGUCGUUUCUAAUUAUGGUGCAGUAGUUUUUUGUUUUUUUCAGCCUUACUUUGUUUACUGUGCUGUUUGAAGCUCUCUUGUUUUCUAGUGUGUAUUCACGCCAUUUCUGUCCUGUGUCCUACCUGUGUGUUACAGGUGAACACAACAUGUUAUUACGGACAGAGCUUUUUAUAUUAUCAUUAACUGAUACAUCAAAUGUAAAGAAAUACACUUUAGUGUCGUGGUC